Microthlaspi erraticum is the source of this 1320-nucleotide messenger RNA. The record is from the annotation of a GenBank genome assembly. NCBI's taxonomy places the organism in Eukaryota, Viridiplantae, Streptophyta, Magnoliopsida, Brassicales, Brassicaceae.
AUGGCUGAAGAAAUCAAGAGGAACUAUAAUUUAAUAGUUACUGAUGAGCAAUGUAGGAAAGCAAAGACAAAAAUUACAAAGGAAAGAAGAGCCAGCCACGAAUCACAUUUUUCUCGAAUUUGGGACUACGAAGCAGAGAUCCUUCGGAAGAAUCCAGGCACCAUUACGGAGAUUCAGACUAUUCCUGGACCAACACCAGGAAGCAAGCAAAGGUUUGAUCGUAUGUAUGUUUGCUUUGAAGCACAACGAGCAGCUUGGAAAACUACAUGUAGACCUAUCAUAGGACUAGAUGGUGCUUUUCUUAAAUGGGAUGUCAAAGGGCAAUUGAUAGCUGCGGUUGGAAGAGAUGGAGAUAACAUGAUUGUUCCUAUUGCAUGGGCAGUAGUAGAGAUAGAAAACGAUGUUAACUGGAUUUGGUUUGUGGAACAUCUUAAACGAGAUUUAGGUCUUGGUGAUGGCAGCAACAUAACAAUCAUAUCAGAUAAGCAAAAGGGUUUGGUGAAAGCUGUUCACAAUGAGCUUCCACAAGCUGAACAUCGUAUGUGUGCUCGACAUAUUCUAGGAAAUUGGAAAAGAAAUAGUGGUGAUCCAGAGUUAGAGCGGCUAUUUUGGAAAAUAGCACGCAGUUACACUCAAGGAGAUUAUGCAGAUAAUAUGGCAGCUUUGAUGAGUUACAGCAGAGGUGCAUAUGAUUCUCUACAGAAGACCAAUCCUCCUACAUGGUCUCGGGCCUUCUUUAAGGUUGGUUCAUGCUGCAAUGAUAACUUGAAUAAUCUAAAUGAGUCUUUCAAUAAAACCAUUCGUGAAGCUAGGAGAAAACCAUUACUCGAGUUAUUUGAGGACAUUAGGAGACAAUGUAUGGUGCGUACUGCUAAGAGAUCUAUUAUUGCAAAUAGGCUCAAAACUAGAUUCACGAAGAGAGCACAUGCUGAAAUUGAAAAGGCUAUAGAGAUGUCUAAGGAAUGCAUAAGGUAUAUGUCCACCGAUGAUUUGCAUGAGAUAGACUAUCGUAUGAAGCUGUGGCCGAGAUUAAACAGGUUACCCGUCUUGCCACCACCAAAUAGACUAGGAAACCGUGGUAGACCAAGUAACUACGCUAGGCGUAAAAGCAUCAAUGAAGCUACCUCUUCCUCUAAGAAGACCAAGUUAACCAGGGAGAAGCGUAUCAUGACAUGCUCGAACUGUAGGGAAGAAGGAAACAAUAAGUUAUCAUGUUCGGAACCUUCUGCUGAGCCUGAAGCUAAAAGACCAAGGGGUAGACCAAAGAAAAAUCAGGAAGGAGGAUCACACGGAGGAGCACAAGUAGGAUCACAAGGAUAA